AUGAGUCCUCGGGGGUGGUUUCACGCCCAAUCCAACCCUAAUAUAUUUCAAUUUAACUGCCUCUCCCUCUCCUCCUCACUCUCUCACAAUUCUCUCUUCUCUCAUCUCUCGGCGAGCGGUGUAAGAAAGAUGGCGCCUUCGAGGAAGCAAUCAGCAGCCAAGAGCAAGAGCAAGCCUUUGACUCUCUCUGCGAACACUAAGGUUCGCAAUUGCCGUGAAUAUGGCGAAGACUUGGUGGGUUCAAAGGUUAGAGUUUGGUGGCCGAAAGACCGCGAAUUCUACAAGGGUUCGAUUGACUCAUUUGACUCUUCCAAGAAGAGGCACAAGGUUCUGUAUGAUGAUGGUGAAGUGGAGGUCUUGGACAUGAAGAGGCAGAAGUGGGAGCUCGUUGAAUCUGAUGAUGAUAAGGAGGACAAGAUUGCCAAGCAGGAGGAUUCUGGUGAUGAGAGCUCUGACUCUGAGGCCACCCCUGAACCGGUUGUCAGGAAGAAUGCAAAAAGGAAUGGCAAGGCUGCUGUUGAAGAGAAGCCGAAGAAGAAGAGUGUGGCCAAGAAGGCUGAGAAAGCGAAAGCUGUUGUGAAGCCAACCCCAAAGGCUGGAAAGAAGCCGGAAGCUGAGAAGAAUGGGAAAAUGGGAGAUGUUGGUGGGAAGAUUGUUGCUGCUGCCUCACGCAUGAGUGGGAGGCUUGUGACCAAGGAGAAUGGCAAGGCCAAAGAGACAUCCAAGCCCGUGAGGUCCAAGACGAAGGCUUUGGUGAAGCCGAGACCGAACAAGUCCUCCAAGGCAACCCAGACAGACAACAGUGACGAUGCUGUUGAUGCUUCGUCUGAAGAUGAGGCCAUUGAAGCCAGCAAGCAGGUUGCUGUUUCAAACAAGCGGAAGCAGAAGAGGCCUUCUUCAUCUGCAGCAGAGGCCGUCGUCCCUAAGAAGCGGAGGACUUCCUCCACAAAGGUCGAGAGCGACAAAUCUGACGAGGAAGAAGGUGGUUCAGCUGAUGAAGAGGACGGCGAGGGUUCAUCUGACGAGGAAGACAAGCCCCUGGCUGAGUUUAUGAAGAAAACACCACAGGCAGUGGAAGCUUUGAAGGAGAAACUGAAGGGGAUGAAGGAGAAGGCAGCAGAAGGAAGUUCCGAGGCUGAAGAGGACGCUGAAGCUGGAGAGGAAGCUGAGGAGGAGGCUGAAGCUGAGGAGGAAGCUGAGAAGGAGGCUGAAGCUGAAGAGGAAGCUGGGAAGGAGGCUGAAGCUGAAGAGGAGGCUAAAGAAGAGUCUUCUUAG
Molecule: messenger RNA, 1275 nt
Organism: Microthlaspi erraticum
Lineage: Eukaryota; Viridiplantae; Streptophyta; Magnoliopsida; Brassicales; Brassicaceae
Source: the annotation of a GenBank genome assembly